Molecule: messenger RNA, 291 nt
Organism: Penicillium riverlandense
Lineage: Eukaryota; Fungi; Ascomycota; Eurotiomycetes; Eurotiales; Aspergillaceae
Exons: 2
Coding region: 1-291 (96 amino acids)
Source: RefSeq, a predicted model, not a curated record
AUGAAGGUAGGCGAGGUUGCCGAAAGGUACUAUUCGACGAUUGUGGGAGCGAUAAAGGAGCAGGAUCCAAACCACCUCAUUCUUAGCGAUAGAUACAACGGCAACAAGGGGAUCCCCGAAGCCGUGCUCCACGCGAUGUCAAAGUAUGUCGACGUCCUAUCUAUCCAGUACUUCGUAGAAGCGCCGACUCCGGUAGUAAUUAAGGACCCUUAUGAUGAACCAUAUACUGAGUUGACGAAUCAGAUGAGUGCUUUCAACAACUCGGCCAAGGAUAAGUGGCUGCAGCGAUAA